UCUCAACUAAGAAGCGACCCGCAGAUCUCAAUGGCUCUUAAGCUUUUCAUUCCUCCCUGUAUCCACAACCCGCGUCACUGUUUCCAUCCCCUACCACCUACCAGACCACUAAGAAUUCAGAUACAAGGGCCGUUGAAGUCGAUCCAGAAGCUUCUUCCGAAGAUAUUAUGGCAUAAGAUUAUGCCUUUUCCGCAGGCGGGAGGGUUAGAGCUUGCGAGCCUUACAUAUCGGGCAUUAUAUGGCGAGGAGGGACUUAAGGAGGCUAACGGUAUUCCGGUUGUGCGAGAUGAGUAUUUGGUAUGGGUAAUGGAUGGAAGAACACCAUUAGACUAUAUUGACUACUACGGAGUUACAUUCGAUUACCUUGUUCCUGCUAAUGAUCCAAACCCAGAAGUGCUAGCAAUUAGUAUUAUUGAAGUGGAUAACGACGGAGGAGCAUUUGCUAACGAAGUCCUCUUAUUUCAAAUAGACCCGACAGAAUAUACAGGGAAGAAGGUCCUCGUAGUGCCGAGAUGUUAUCAGGUCAAGAAAGGCACGCAGGAUCGUCAGAGGUGGAACGAUUUGGUAGCUAAGAGGGAUAGAGAGAUUUAGAGAUGUUUAUAAAAGUAUUAAUACUAUUUGCAAUACUUCUCAAGGCGCUCUUGCGAACCGGGUAUUAAAGACUUUGAGCGAAAUAUAACUCCACCUUCUAUUGCGCCGAGAAUGCUACGAACAUUAAUUAUAUCCGAUUUCCUGCCUCCCGAAAACCAAAUCCGAACUAAAGGAAAUGAGAAACGAUUC
Molecule: messenger RNA, 780 nt
Organism: Hyaloscypha bicolor E
Lineage: Eukaryota; Fungi; Ascomycota; Leotiomycetes; Helotiales; Hyaloscyphaceae
Exons: 3
Coding region: 31-591 (186 amino acids)
Source: RefSeq, a predicted model, not a curated record